AUGUUAGAUGUUAGUUUCACCGGAGAGUUUAUAGUUAAAGCUUCCGGCGAUCAUCCUGAGAAAGUUCAUAGCCUUUUUCUCUCAAAUCUCGACCUUCUUUCCGGCCGUUUUCCGGUGACCUACUUUUACUUCUACUCCAAGCAGCCUCACUUAUUAUUAACCUUUGAUUCCAUUGUCAAAUCUCUCAAAACAUCUCUGGCUGAAACUCUCAACUACUUCUACCCUUUCGCGGGUCAGAUUGUUCCCGGCAAAACCACUCAAGAGCCUAUGAUUAUCUGCAACAACAAUGGCGCAUUGCUCGUCCAAGCCCGAGCAAAUAUCGAUCUCAAAAGUUUGGAUUUUUACAAUCUCGACACGCUUCUCCAAGCAAAACUGGUUCGGGUUAACCCGGAUUUCGCUUUGCAGAUUCAAGCAACAGAGUUCGAAUGCGGAGGCCUCUCUGUAACAUUCACAUUCGAUCACGCUUUAGGAGAUGCGAGCUCUUUUGGGAAAUUCCUCACUUCGUGGUCAGAGAUAUCAAGAAAACAGCCGGUUUCUUGUGUACCAGAUCACCGGAGGAAUCUCCUCCGGGCACGCUCUCCUCCGCGUUACCACCCUCUCUUAGACAAAACAUUCAUAAAAUGCAACGAGGAAGAGAUUAAGAACAUACAGAUGUCCAAAACGCUAAUCAAGCGUCUCUAUCACAUCGAUGCUUCGAGCAUAGACGCGUUGCAAGCUCUUGCUACUGUAAAAGGAGAGAGCAGAACAAAGAUCGAAGCUUUCUCUGCUUAUGUGUGGAAGAAAAUGGUGGAUGCUAUAGAGAGCGGUCAUAAAACCUGCAAGAUGGGCUGGCUCGUUGACGGUAGAGGAAGACUCGAGACCGUUACCUCUAGCUACAUAGGAAACGUUUUGUCUGUAGCCAUAGGUGAAGCAACCGUUGAAAAUCUGAAGCAAAAUCAUGUAUCAGAGAUUGCAAACAUAGUGCAUAAAUCGAUAACCGAAGCGACUAAUGAUACCCAUUUCAGAGAUCUGAUAGAUUGGAUCGAGAGUCACCGACCUGGACUGAUGUUGGCUCGGGUGGUUCUCGGUCAAGAAGGACCAGCUUUGGUAUUGUCUUCAGGGCGACGGUUCCCUGUGGCUCAAUUGGAUUUUGGAUUUGGUUCUCCUUUCCUAGGAACUGUAUGUUCAACGGUUGAGAAAAUAGGAGUUGGUUACCUGAACCAGCGGCCUAGCGCCUGCAAUGAUGGCUCAUGGUCAGUCUCUGCUAUUGUGUGGCCCGAACUUGCUGCGGCUUUAGAGUCUGACUCGAUCUUUCAGCCAAUGUCUGCUAAACAUCUUCAGCUCCAGACCUGA
Messenger RNA from Arabis nemorensis, 1332 nucleotides. The record is from the annotation of a GenBank genome assembly. NCBI's taxonomy places the organism in Eukaryota, Viridiplantae, Streptophyta, Magnoliopsida, Brassicales, Brassicaceae.